Molecule: messenger RNA, 696 nt
Organism: Drosophila arizonae
Lineage: Eukaryota; Metazoa; Arthropoda; Insecta; Diptera; Drosophilidae
Source: RefSeq, a predicted model, not a curated record
CUCGCACGUUUAGUUAACUAAAGAAGAAUCCGCCGCAAUGAAAUACUACGCGAUCUGUGCCCUGCUGCUCGUGCCCCUCGUCUAUGGCGCUGCCGUGCCCAGGACUGAGAAUGCCGAUGUGGAUCUGGUGCCCGACAUGUCGGUGGCCAGCGAUGCGUACUCGAAUGCCCAGCCCAGCAAGCGUCACGUGCCGCCCUUCCGCUUCAUGAACGAGCAGAUGGAGAACAACGCUGACAUUGACCUGAUUCCCGAUAUGUCCGUGGCUGCCGAUGCUGAGGAUAACGAAGUUCCCGAGGCUAUGUCUGCUGACGCCGAUCUGAUUCCCGAUAUGUCCGUUGCCUCCGAUGGCGAGGAUCAGGUCGCCGCUGUGGUGCCCGACAUGUCUGCCGCCUCCGAAAGCGAGGAUCAUGUUGCCGCUGUGGUGCCCGAUAUGUCCGUGGCUUCCGACGCUGAGGAUCAGGUCGCCGCUGUGGUGCCCGAUAUGUCUGCCGCUUACGAAAGCGAGGACAACGUUGCCGCCUUGGUGCCCGACAUGUCCGUGGCCAGCGAUGCUGAGUAAAGCUGAAGUUCGAGCUUCCGCUUUCUGCUCUGAGCACCAUCCAAACCCUCCCCAACUCACUCCUGUUUUUUGACUGUGUAUUGUAUAUUGUAUUUUUUAAGUUUUUAUCGGCAGCAUUAAUAAAUUUAUAUGGCUAA